Messenger RNA from Nematostella vectensis (starlet sea anemone), 1769 nucleotides. Its product is annotated as polyamine oxidase 1. Lineage: Eukaryota; Metazoa; Cnidaria; Anthozoa; Actiniaria; Edwardsiidae. The transcript has 5 exons. The record is from RefSeq and is a predicted model, not a curated record. Gene Ontology annotation, molecular function: oxidoreductase activity. The coding region runs from base 194 to 1612 and encodes 472 amino acids.
AAAUGCGCCGAAAGAACUGCCAUCUUUGAAGUCGUGCGGUUUGCCCUGUCUCGCUUGUGUUUGUCGCAGGCUUUGUAUACCAAGCUGUUCAGGUGUCAUACAGGUGAUCCGCUAUUUUGUACUUAUCCCUGUUCCACAACUACACGUACAGUUCAAGGUAGAGGUUGAAGCGACCUAGACAUCUUUGGACAAGAUGAGACCAAUCACAGUCAUACUUCUUCUUUUUGUCGUCUACGCAUGCGCAUCAAGUGCACGCUUAAAGCGGUCAGCGGUCCGCACCAAGGUACUGAUCCUGGGCGCGGGUGUAGCGGGGCUGAACGCGGCAAAACAUUUGACGGACGCCGGUUUUCAUGACUUUCUUAUCCUUGAAGGAGAGGGGCGUGUGGGGGGUCGGUUUAAACAGGCGGAAGUGGGCGGGGCUAUGAUCGAGGAGGGUGCCAACUGGGUGCAUCACGUGACUGAUGAUAACCCGAUCUGGAAGCUGGUCCAAAAGUAUAAGCUCAACGGAUAUUUUACCGACUACAGCGAUAUAAUGAUAAGGAACGAAAAAGGCAAAGACGUCACCAACAAGACGGCUAUAAAUCACUUCUACUCAUCAUUGGAAAAGGCAAGUGAACUCGCCCAUCAACGGAGGCAACAGCAAAAGCCCGACAUGUCCCUUAGAGUUGGACUUGCUCAAGCUGGCUGGAAACCCAAGAACCCUGUGGAUGACGUCGUUGAAUACCAUGGCGUGGACUUCGAGUACCCAGACAAACCCGAACUCGACUCAUUCUCGGCUGAAGUUCGUGGUCGGGAUUUCUUCGUGCUUGAUUCGAGAGGUUAUGGGCACAUCUGGCAGGAGAUGGCCAAAGAGUUCAUGGACAAAAUCAUUCUGAAUGCUGUGGUCAGAGAGAUUCGUUAUUCCAACUAUGGCGUCACCGUGACCACUACCGACGGUAGGACGUACUCAGGGCGUUACAGUCUUUGUACAUUUAGCACUGGUGUCCUUGCAACUGACAUGGUCAACUUCAGUCCGCCGCUACCCGAAUGGAAAAUGGAAUCCAUCUAUAAAGUACCUAUGCGCUAUUACACGAAGAUUUUCCUGCAGUUCCCCACGGAUUUCUGGGACGACAACGAGUUCAUCCUGUACGCACAUAAGAAUCGCGGACAUUAUCCGAUCUGGAUGGAUAUAGACAGGCCCGGUCUUGCCCCUGGAAGCAAGAUCCUUCAUGUGACGGUCACUGGAGACGAGGCGCUGAGAGUCGAGGGUCAGAGUGAUGAAGAGACGAAGGCUGAAAUUAUGCGGGAGCUGAGGAAAGUCUAUGGGUCUGAUAUACCUGAACCAAUAGACUUCUUCUACAGUAGAUGGUCUCGCAACAACUUCACCCGAGGGUCUUUCCCAAACGUUAUGAUCGGUACAACAAAGGAAGACUUCCACAAUCUCCAAGGCAACGUCAAAAGCUUGUACUUCGCUGGCGACGCUACAGAAUACGAAUGGUGGGGAUUUGUUCAGUCCGCUUAUCUCUCAGGCAGGCGGAAGGCAACAGAGAUUUUGAAAUGCCUACAGCAGACUUGCGACAUCUUUCAUCCGAUGUCUAACGUCGUACAAGGGGUCUACAUACAGUACUGGUGAAUCAUGAAAACUAUAAUGACAUCUGAUUUCAUUUAAGGUGCCUAUUGUAGCAUGGUAACAAUUCUGUUGCUAUUGAUACCAUUGUCUUUCUAAGAAGUGGUAAAACCUUUCCGUUUAUUUUUCCGUGAUGUGAUUCAUCAAUAAAAAACUAAAUGGC